AUUAAUGAAAAGCUCUUAUGAUUGCUUGUAACCAAUUGAACUUUGGUUUGAAUUUUAAUUCGAAAAGAAAGUCAAUUGGAAGUGCACGUGCGCGGUGAAGCAAACAUUUUUAAAUUGUUAAUAAGUAAUAAUUAAAAGAAAAAUAUGCCUAAAGCUUCGAAAUGUCGUGUUCGCGAGUGUUAUAGUGAACAAAAUGUUCGUUCGUUUGCAUUUCCCAAAAAUCGGGAAUUAUUAAAUUUGUGGAAGGAGAAUUUGAGGAUCUCACCCUCAAUGCAAAUGCCAAUGCAUAAUUCAUUUGUAUGCAUUAAGCAUUUUGAGGAGGAUGCCGUGGGACCAAAAUAUCUCAAGAAUGGAGCGGUUCCAACUUUAAACUUGGGCUAUGAUGAUGUUCCACCGAACAAGUGGACCGAAAAAAAGAAAAAAAGGAGCUGCUGUAUCGUGAGCUGCGUGCCUAAGGAUAAAGUUAUACUUUUUGCGUUUCCUAGGGACGAAGAGACCCGUAAGAAUUGGGCCUUGGCUUGCAACGUGCAAGUGUCAAGCACUGACAGGGUUUUUCUUUGUCAACGCCAUUUUGAACCCACAUUGGUUGCAAAAUAUAAACUCUUGAAAGGGGCUUUUCCUUGCUUCAAUUUAGAGCCAGUAAAUAGAAGUCGCUCGCCUAGUGCUGGCUCUGAUUGGGUUUGCCCGCCCGUCACUGCAACUUAUAGUAAGGUAGUUAAGGAAGUAGAAGAAGAUUUAACUCUGGAAGAGUUUGAGAAAUAUUCGAUAUUAGAGGAAAACAGGCAGGCUAGUUAUAGUAAUCAGAUCUGCGUGGACUUAGAAACCACAACCACUCGCGAACGGUUUGCUCAGUCUGCUCGCUAUUAUCAGAGCAACGCGGUCAAAUUAAAUAAACGUAUUGAGGAGCUUGAAAAAGAAAAUAAUGACCUAAACAAUAAAUAUUCUGAGUUGUUGAAACGUGCAAUAAUUGCGGAAGAAAGUUGUAGCAGCGAUGCUUUAACUUUUGCAAAAAUGAUCGUCAGUACCAAAAAAGGUUGGUAUAAUGAGGACGAAAAGGCAUUGGCACAAAAUUUGAACUAUAUGUCCACUAAAGCAUAUUCUUUUAUGCGUGACGAUCUAGGUUUUUGUUUACCACACAAAUCAUCUCUUUUGCGUUGGCGCCCCAUCAGGUAUGUUGUUCCAGGUUUCGAAAAGUUAAACCAAGAUUGUCUAGAAAAUUUCUUUUAUCGGGUCCGAGCUAGUCAGGACUGGAAUUUAGGGACUGAGGAUCAUCAUCUGGAGGAAGAAGUAGGAGAACCGCUAAAUGAGCAACUCGUUUUAGAAAAUAUAGAGGUAGGAGACGAGAAUUUUGCCGAAGAACAAAAUAUAGCUGAGGUACAGGUGCAGCGUUAUUACACUGGCUAUGGUAUUUACCAAAAAUUACUGUGUAAGCUAAAAUGCGACAAAUGCGCCCACAUUAUGAUGAAAACACAAGGAGACUUAAAAUUGCAUUCCGAAGCCCUGAUAAGGUCUAAAAAUUUCACGGAUGAUACCGAUUUGAGACUGGUGAAUCCUGAAGACAGGGUAUUCGAAGUGUGUCGCCUUCAGAUGAUGUGGUACCGGCAGCUUUUUGCAAAAUAUGCUCACGUAGGUAAUAUUCGCAAUCUAAUGUUGCCGGUUAUAAAACAAAAAACCGAAGAAGUAUUUCCCCAUUGGUUCGCACUAUCUGGCGAAUGUCAGGAUCAUCGCAUCAAGCUACUCGAUUUUUUGAUAUAUGUACUUCUAUUCAAAAAUGCGAAAUGGCUUUUACGGCAAGAAAAUACCCAAGUCAGGUGUCAGAAGCGCAACGAUAAACUAAAAAAGUUGCCGUACGUUGUAGGUCAGGGUCCAACAAGCAAUGAAGACAUAGUUUCCGUGGGCCUGGAGGGCUCUACCACCAAGCUUUGGAUAAUGCCGGCCUAUAUGGCGCACGAGGUGGAAUCACCUCGAACGAUACUUCGCGAAGGUUUGGCUAAAGCGAGACGCGUGAGAACCAGCGUUAUUAUAAGGACGGACGCAAAUUCCCACCAAUCAUGUUGGGGCAGUUCCCACAUAAAUACGAGAGGGGCAAUGACUCCUCUUCAAUCACUGCAACCAGCGCUUGAGUUGGUUAAGAACAACAUGAAUGCCGAUUCUAUCGAAUGCUUUCUCGAAGUCUAA
Molecule: messenger RNA, 2178 nt
Organism: Anastrepha ludens (Mexican fruit fly)
Lineage: Eukaryota; Metazoa; Arthropoda; Insecta; Diptera; Tephritidae
Exons: 6
Coding region: 145-2178 (677 amino acids)
Molecular function (GO): sequence-specific DNA binding
Source: RefSeq, a predicted model, not a curated record